Messenger RNA from Liolophura sinensis, 1012 nucleotides. RefSeq lists its product as uncharacterized. Bases 281 to 595 code for a protein of 104 amino acids. Lineage: Eukaryota; Metazoa; Mollusca; Polyplacophora; Chitonida; Chitonidae. The record is from RefSeq and is a predicted model, not a curated record. The transcript is spliced from 5 exons.
AGACUCCUUACACACGCCACAUCCGACAUAUCCGAUAUUCCAUGGCUGUAAGUGCUUUCACAUCCUGAUCCGGUAGAGCUCGAGGAGGCGGUAGCAUUUAAAACCUGGAGAAUCCGAGGGGAAUUCGCAGAGCAUUUAAGCACGUGCUUCCGAGAGACCUGCGAAGAGGGGUCUGUUAAUCGGUGUGGAUUGGGGGCAAGAGACGGUUCUGACCAAUCAAAGUUCCAGUGGAACCUUAUACUGAGUUCUGUGCAGUUGGGAUAGGAAAUAUUACAGCAAGAUGGUGACAUUACGAAGAGGCCUUUCCUGUUUAAUACUGCUGGAAAUUUUACUUGUGGGAUUUACAUAUGCCUGGGAAGACUCUUCGAGGCGAGACGUGAGUGAUGACGAUAUCUUCAGAAGUUACUUAAUAAAAAGAAUAGCAGACAGACUACAAAAUCUACCAAAGGAGUUUUAUUCCGAAUCCGGAGAAAAACGCCGUUGGGUGCCUGACGUGGGCUACUCGUCGCGAGGCCAGGCUGGUGAAGACGUCAGCAGGAGGCUACUAGCAAAGGCGCUAGCAAACAACCCUUAUGGGCCCGGUCGAAGGAAAUAGAGCUGGAAGACCGGUGAAGUCCCAGUGAGGGCAGUCAUUCCAGCUGACUUGAUCAUUCCGAGUGAACAGCAGAGAUCGGAUCACUUUAUGACACCCGUACUGGACCUCUAUCUGGCUCCCCAAAGCCGGCUUUGAGAAAUCAACAGAGCCGCUCGUAUUUAAGGGAUGACCCAGAGCAAUCAUCAGGUUUUACACAGACUAUCAAUUUCAGAGUUACACCAUGUGAUUUAGCUGUCGUCUACACACGACAGACAUUCUGUACUGCUCCUUCUCGGAAACAACGCAUAUACAUUGAUUAAAGCAAAGAGCCGUUGAUUCAAAAAUGAUUAAGGCACCCUUCUACAGAUAUAGUACUCAGUAUGUUUUCCAACAAGGAAAACUGUUUAAAUGCGUUACCAAUGAUAACAGGAAAAGUUU